Fragaria vesca subsp. vesca is the source of this 1322-nucleotide messenger RNA. RefSeq names its product zinc finger protein ZAT9-like. Gene Ontology annotation, biological process: regulation of DNA-templated transcription. The transcript has a single exon. The coding region runs from base 94 to 1308 and encodes 404 amino acids. NCBI's taxonomy places the organism in Eukaryota, Viridiplantae, Streptophyta, Magnoliopsida, Rosales, Rosaceae. The record is from RefSeq and is a predicted model, not a curated record.
UGAGCUCUCUUCACAGAAAGGUAUAGCUAAGCUCUCUCUAUCUCUCUCUGUUUUUGCUGUGUUCAGUUUUUUGUGUGUUGGGAUUUGGGUUUCAUGGAGAGGCACAAGUGUAAGCUUUGCAUGAGGAGCUUUUCUAAUGGCAGAGCUUUAGGGGGUCACAUGAGGUCUCACAUGAUGAACCUUCCGAUUCAUCAGAAUCCACAAGGGGAGGAGGAAGAUGCGCCAGUACAUGAUCAAAUGCUCAUUGAUGAAAUAGACUCAGUUUCAGCUUCUUCUUCUUCUGAUGAUGAAGAAGGGCAUGGAGAAGAGGAAGAGGAAGAUGAGGAAGGUUUGUAUUACGGGCUUAGAGAGAAUCCGAAGAGGAGCAUUCGGUUAGUAGAUCCUGAGUUUUCUUUUGCUGUUGAGUCUGGGUCUGUUGUUCUUCAGGACAGAGAGAGUGAGACCGAGUCGUCCAAGAACCCAACUCGGAGACGAUCCAAGCGGACUCGGAAAUCAGCCAUGUUUGAUCAUCUUCAACAUCACGAUCAUCAACAACUUCAUAAUCAAUACCACCAUCAUCAUCCAAAGCUUAAUCAACAUCACCAAGAAGCAUUCAACAAAAUUAAGCUGAAAAACAAGAUAGAUUCUUAUGCUAAUAAUAAUGUAGAGCCCGAACCGGUGAGUUCAAUUUCUGAUGCCACAACAGAGGAAGAUGUAGCAUUUUGUCUCAUGAUGUUAUCCAGGGACAAAUGGAAAAAACAAGACAAACAGCAACAAGAGGAACAAGAUUAUCAAGACGAGGAUGUUGAAGUUGAAUAUAGAUCUUUGGACGAAAGUGACGAAUCCGAGGAGCAACUGAUCAAGUUUCAAAGAACAAAAAGUAGUAGGGGAAAGUACAAGUGCGAAACUUGCAACAAAGUCUUCAAAUCCUACCAAGCUCUUGGGGGACACAGAGCAAGUCACAAGAAGAUUAAAGCCGCUUCCGCUGCCAAUCCAAACCCGAAUCGCAUUGUUUACAAGCCCGAACCCGACCCAGAAAUUAACCACAAUGCAGGAAGUUCUUCUUUCGUAAAAACGCAUGAAUGCCCUGUUUGUUUCAGAGUCUUCUCAUCUGGGCAAGCGCUUGGUGGACACAAGAGAUCACAUGUGACUGGUUCUGCAGCCAUUAACUACACUCACCAUCACACUCCAUCUAUGAAAAGCUUGGCAAAGCUUGGUGACAAUAUGAUAGAUCUUAAUCUUCCUGCUCCUGUUGAUGAUGAUGAGAUGAGCCAAAUCGAGCUUUCUGCGGUUUCUGAUGCUGAAUUUGUGAACCCAAUUAGGCGAUGAAUUCAAGUCUUUGU